AUGUUUGAGGAGAAACUCCUUGUCGGUAUUGCUUCUACAUGCUCGGCUUUGGCCAUCGUCGCAACUCUAAUCGUCAUCCCAAGUCUCUACAAUGAGAUCAAUGAGGUGCACAAUGCUGUCAUGGACGGUGUCAACGUUUUCCGCGUGGAGACUGACUCGGCUUGGACUCAAAUGAUGGACAUUCAAAUUGUCGUCUCUCCACCAUCAAAGCCCAGAGCGAAUCCCUUCAACUCGAUCUUCCGUCAGAAACGUCAAGACUUCUCGGGACUCCCAGCUUGGUGUCAAUGUGAGCCAGCAAAGCCCCAAUGCCCACCUGGACCACCUGGACCACCUGGAGAGCCAGGACAACCCGGACAGCCUGGACCACCUGGACCACCUGGAGAUGAUAUCCAUGAGACCUAUGCUCCGAUCACUUGCGCCCCACAAGAUACCUCUUGCAUCAAGUGCCCUCAAGGACCAGCCGGACCCCCUGGUCCCGAUGGAAAUGCUGGACCUGCUGGCUCUGAUGGGCAACCAGGACAGCCUGGAGGACGUGGAAAUGAUGGAGCACCUGGACCCGCUGGAUCCCCUGGAGAUAGUGGAGCAGCUGGAAACCCGGGAACCGAUGGACAGCCUGGAGCCCCCGGAAAAGACGGACAAAAGGGACGUGGAAUGCCUGGAGCUCCUGGACCAUCUGGACAGCCUGGACCCGCCGGACAACCUGGAUCAAAUGGAAACAAUGGACAACCUGGAGCCCCUGGACCACAAGGACCACCUGGCCCAGCUGGAUCUGCUGGACAGCCCGGCCCAGACGGACAACCAGGAGGCCCUGGUGGACCUGGACUUCCCGGUAGCGACGCCGCAUACUGUCCAUGCCCACCGAGAUCGGCUGUCUUCGUCAACCGAUACGCCAAGAAGAGAGCU
Mesorhabditis belari is the source of this 903-nucleotide messenger RNA. Lineage: Eukaryota; Metazoa; Nematoda; Chromadorea; Rhabditida; Rhabditidae. The record is from the annotation of a GenBank genome assembly.